GUCCCGUCCAUAUUCCGAUCUUAAUAAACAUUUAUAACGCAGUCCGACCACUUAAAGAGCUGGAGGGACAUAACAUAAAUCCGGGAUGUGCUCCGUUGUCGGAUGUGAGUCGUCGCGUCGCAGUGCGCAACGGUUCAAGUUACCGGAGGAUCCAGAGAAGAGACUGGAGUGGGUUCAGUUUCUCGCCACAGCCAAUAAGCAGCGUUUCAAAGAAUCAUCCUGGACUGAUAUCACUAUUUGUAGUGAACAUUUUAAAGAUGACUGUUUUGUGUAUCUGGCUCCCACUGGCUCGGUCCAGCUAACGCCUAGUGCUGUCCCAUCACUGUGUCCCCAGCCGGAGUCAGACGAGCCUGAGCUAAAUGUGGGGAGCCCAAAAUGUGUGGAGCUUGUGGAAACCCAAGAAGUUGCUUCUCAGUGUUAUCAACUUAAAACAGCUGCUCAAGCAGGCCCUGUCCCAAGAGGUGUUUCAUGUUCAACUGACAUUACAGAUACCUUUCUUCAGAUGCAACCAAAAAAUGUGAAUAUUGAUAUGAUCAGAGAAAAAGCUGCACUUCCUCAGACGAAGGGGAAGUAUGUUGUAAAUGAAAAAGGCCUGCUCCAGCUGUUGAGCACCAGGUGCCCUUUGUGUGGUUCUAAAGUAAAGGUGAAGAAAAUUAUCCAUGGCAUGCUCAUCGUCUUGAACCAACAGUGCCUUCAGUGUGAGUACAGAAACCAGUGGAAAAGCCAGGUCAAUGCCAGUGUCCCAUCAGCUGAAGAUCAACACCUGACAGGAGGCACAGAAGUAACUCCAGAGGCAGCGGCAACAGAUGACUCGGGUGUCCCUGAGAUUGUCGCUGUUAUUGAUGAGGAGAGUGAUCCCAUGAAUGAAACAGAGGAAUCAAGUGAUCAGGGGGACAUGGAUUCAGAUGACGAUUGGAAGCCAGUGAGGGAUUUGUUGCCGUCUAAAGUGCUACAUAAUGAAUCUGGUGAGGAAACAGAAGAUGACGAAGUAGAGGAAAAUGACAUUUAUCCUCCACUUGCCCCCAAACACAGUCAGCUCUGCACAGAGUGUGGGAGGUUUUACAGUAAACGGUGGCCUCACACAUGUGAGCACAAAGUAAAGCCCUAUUCCUGCAAUAUCUGUGGCAAGAGAUGUGUUAGUGAGGUUGCUCUAAAUUCCCACAGCAGAGUCCACAAUGAAAACUAUGAGCAUCCUUGCAAAUACUGCAACAUUACAUUCAAAACAAAGGUGGAUAAAAUCACUCACCAGCAGAUCCACCUAACUCAAGGAAAGCCCUAUAAAUGUCCUGACUGCUCAGAGACAUUUGCCACAAAUAAGGAACGCAGAACCCACCUGGAGGAUCACAGAGGCCCCAAGCAGUUAAAGUGUCACAUCUGUGGGAUUGAAUUCCUCUGGCCACUUUCUCUUCAGAGACACUUAGCUGUGCACACAGGUGUGAAGCCGUACAAGUGUUCGGUGUGCCAGCGUGGCUUCAACCAGGCGGGGCACCUCAAAUCUCACAUGCGUCUGCACACAGGGGAGAGGCCUUUCAAGUGUCAGCACUGUGACAAACGCUUCAAUCACAACGUGAGCUUGAAGAGUCAUGUCCAGCGUUACCACGCAUCUGGGUGUGAACAGAAGAGAGAAAAGAUAAAUGAAAGGGCAAGUGACACUGGUGAUGCUCAGGGUGAUGGGAACAAACAAAGUGUUGACUCAGAGCUUGACAAUUUAGAGGAAGAACAGAAUGCAGAAGAGGAGGAGAAGGAGAGAAAAUAUAGAACUAAAAAGAAUAGGAGAAGCACAGGCAGACCCAUUGGAAGGCCUAAGAGCUAUGCAGCAGACAACCUGGUUCUGGCAAUUCAACUGGAAGGUCCAGAUUCAAACACUAAGACUCGUAAACUGCAGGCGAAGAAGUUAAAGAGAACACAAUACAGUGAAGAAGAAAGUGAGGAUGAGCCGACCGACAGCGACAUGACCAUCUUUGAUUCAAUGGAGGAGGAAGGGGAGGAAAGCAAGAAUGUGCUAAAGAACACAGCAAAAUCAAGGGGAAGACCAAAACAUUCUGACAGUGACUCGGAUUUUAACCCAAAAGACUCAAAGAAAAAGAGGCACAGCAGCCAGAUCAGUGGUAAGAGCUCAGGGAAGCGCAGGCGGAGACCAAGAAAAAAUCUAGUGGUGUGAAGAUUCUUAAAAUGAACAGUCUAGUAAUUAAUUGGGUUUCUAGAGUGUGCGUUCAUACACAACUAGACUUCCUAGAAAAUGACAUAACAUGACAGAACAUGUUCACUUAGGCCAGGGUCUUCAUUAAAUUUCAUUGCCUUUUACUGUUAAGUAAAGAUCAGAAGCUGAUGCUUUGAUUUCAAAAUGCUUUUUAAUCUUGUUCACUUUUGUGUGCACCAUGGUUUCAGACUGGA
This is a messenger RNA of Seriola dumerili (greater amberjack), 2394 nucleotides long. RefSeq names its product RE1-silencing transcription factor-like. Gene Ontology annotation, biological process: regulation of transcription by RNA polymerase II. The record is from RefSeq and is a predicted model, not a curated record. Bases 86 to 2161 code for a protein of 691 amino acids. NCBI's taxonomy places the organism in Eukaryota, Metazoa, Chordata, Actinopteri, Carangiformes, Carangidae. Gene Ontology annotation, molecular function: DNA-binding transcription factor activity; RNA polymerase II cis-regulatory region sequence-specific DNA binding. The transcript is spliced from 5 exons.